AGGAUACUUCUUAUUUCCCAACCUACCGAAGAGACGUUUGGGUGGGAAACUUGGUAGGCUAGAGGUUUAGUGGAAUUUAGCAAUUUACCCACACCAACAACCCUCAUUCUAAGAUAUCAAAUGAACAAGGCACAAUCAAAGCAUCGGUUGUCCAAACUCCUACAUCCAACUUCGAGAUAACCAUUCGAUCCGUACAUCCAUGAAGACUACAGUAACAAAGAUGGCAGGAAUUACGCCUUUGCUCAAUCUUCCUCUCGAUCUCUUCCGCUACAUCCUCGACUCGUUACCCGCCCACUUAUCCGUCGCAGAUUUUAUGGAGUUGAGACGGCUGAACAAACUAUUCGACCAGGAAGUACUACGAUCAGUCUGCCGGCCCGGUCCCUCAAACGUACUCACCAACAGUAAAUUAUUAUUCGAUAUCUCAUUAGAGCGAGAUAGCAGCAUGAAAAAUCUCGUCACUAAUUUUCUAAUGAUACGACUUGCGCUGCCUAGUGCCAAGAAUAACCCGCUUUUAAAUUCAAUCCUGGAAACUGUGGAAUUUGCGCAAGAGAUCCAUCUCGAUAUUGAUACUGACGUCGAGUGUACGGAUGAAGCAGCAAUCGAAAAGCGAAGACAUGAGUAUACUCUCGUACUCUGCCGUGCCAACACAGUACUGGACGCUGGCGAAAUCAUGGAGACUGCAACUAUUGUCAGGAGCCCCCAUGACACGAAUGUUGUCGCCAAUGCCUUGGUAGCUGCCGCGUACCUUGGGGAUCUACCUCUCAUAGAAAAGCUUGUUCAACGAGGCAUAGAUGUCAAUACGAGACAAGUAUGGUUUACCGCACCUCUGGAACAUGCUUGUACACAAGGGCAUCACGACGUAGUGAAGAUUUUGCUAGAUAAUGGGGCAACUCUUUCCGAGAAACCAUUCUCAUAUCUACACGGAAACGCAUACCUCAAUGCAGCAGCCAAAGCUGGCCACGAGAAGGUCGUAAAUCUCCUGAUCAAUCAUGAACAGGGCUUGGGGCCCGACCUGGAUUGGACAGUGCACGAUGCCGCUUUCAACCUGGCCGUGGCUUACAGACACGUCUCUAUUAUCAGUUGCUUCCUCGCCCCUUUCAAGCAAUACAUGUUCUGGUUAAGCGUCAAUGAACACGAGAAGUUUGAGCAAAGAUCUUCGCUUUUCCAAGCGAUUGAAUGCGGAGAGGAAGGUGCUUGUGCAUGGAUGCUUAGAGAGGCCAAUGAUAUCUCACGCGAACAUGAAGCGUGGAACUGGCAAUCCACUCUACUUUUGAUAGAGGCGAUCAGGGAAAGACGACCAAGCGAAGUGAAGAGACUCGUUGGGAAAGGAGCAGCAAGAAGGGGGGAGGCCAUGGUACAGAUAGCUAAAUUCGGAAACACGGAACUUGCGAAUGCAUUCUUCGAUACGCCAGGCGCGCCGUUCUGGAAGGAUACCGUUUUGAACGGCACGAAAGAAGACUGGAAGAGAAUCCCGGAUCUGUGCGUGGAUGCGAGGGAAAUUAUGAAAUUUGGGCACUGCCGCUGUGAUGUUCCCCUAAUUCACGCCAUAAUGGAGAAGAAUGAUGAUAUGAUCGAGUGGCUUGUUCAGAGAGGAGCCAGGAUCCCGAGUCUGGCGGAGAGCCAUGUGUUUCGAAGCCAAGUUUUCACAUCUUCACUCAACAAACAUAUGAGACGCUUGCAAUCUUAUUUGGUCAGGAGUGAGUGGGUUCUGUUUAGGCUGUGGAAUGUUUUCAUUUGCGCAAGCUUCGCAGCUGUAAAUAUUUUGCGUUGCUAG
Messenger RNA from Cadophora gregata, 1774 nucleotides. RefSeq lists its product as uncharacterized. The record is from RefSeq and is a predicted model, not a curated record. The transcript has 3 exons. Gene Ontology annotation, molecular function: protein binding. NCBI's taxonomy places the organism in Eukaryota, Fungi, Ascomycota, Leotiomycetes, Helotiales, Ploettnerulaceae. Bases 200 to 1774 code for a protein of 524 amino acids.